UUCACCGAAGUAGGAUAUUGUGAUUUACUAGCGCGGGAUAGAUGAAAGCCGUAUUGAUACCAAUAUGGCUAAAGCUGUGUACUUGGAACAUUAUCUGGACAGUAUUGAGGGCUUGCCUUUUGAACUUCAAAGAAACUUCACUUUGAUGAGCGAGUUGGAUAACAGAACAGAAGAGCAGAAGGCUGAGAUUGAUAAACUUGCUGCAGAAUAUGUUGCAAAUGUAAAGACUUUGGCCUCUGAACAACGUGUCCAGCACCUACGGAAGAUUGAAAAUGCUUACACGAAAUGCAAAGAGUACAGCGAUGACAAAGUGCAGCUUGCUAUGCAGAUAUAUGAACUGGUAGAUAAACACAUUCGUCGACUGGACGCUGACCUGGCUCGUUUUGAGAAUGACCUGAAGGAUAAACUUGACUCAAGCAGCCAGGAGAGCUCAGAUGACAAAAGAUUGAAGAAGGAUAAAAGUGGCAGAGACAAGAAAGCAACCAGAAACCAGAAAGAUUCUGACCCAGACUCCCCUGGGAGAAAAAAACUGAAAAACAGCCCCAACGUCACUGACUCUCUCUUGGCUAUGCAUCCAUCCGAUGUGCUAGACAUGCCAGUGGACCCAAAUGAACCAACCUACUGCUUGUGCAGUCAGGUAUCAUAUGGGGAGAUGAUUGGCUGUGACAAUCUUGACUGUCCAAUAGAAUGGUUUCACUUUGCCUGUGUUGGUCUUGCAACAAAACCAAAGGGGAAAUGGUAUUGUCCAUGCUGCAUCAAGGAGAUGAGAAAAAAAUAAGUAGCUGGAAUUUUUGAAUAUGCAAUGAAUGUGUUCAUAACACACACAAAAUUCUGUAAUUAAUUAACAGGUUUACCAAACCUCUAAUCAACCUUUCCUUUCAGUUUAUAAUGAAUGAAAGCUAGUAUAUGUCCAUCUUCUAUCCCCAAAGUGCCAUAGUAGGCCUUGAUCGAUGUAAAUGAUUUGCACUCAUCCACUGUGAUAACAGAGCAGCACUAUCAGGAAAAAGAAAUAGAAAUGCAGGUUAGCCUUAAAGGGCUAACGAGGAGUGAAGCAAACCCAGGUUUCCUGGACUGGUGUUGCAUAUUUUAUAUUUGAGCAUUUCUGCACAUUUGCUGCUCUUUUUCAUGUAUUAUGAAUUGCUUUUUUUUUUUUACUGUAGGCAGGCAAGUAUGAAAAUUAACGUCAGGGUUGCCUGUACAGGAAAACUACCCAAAGCAGCCAAAUGCAGUCUUAUUGGCUGCUCUAACUCACAACUUACAAAAUAAAUGAAAAAUGAUAGUAGCUACUGCUUCUUCCCAAAGAUGUUGAGAAUGUUUUAACAGUAUUGUCAUUCAAAAUGCCACUAAACAGUUGAAUGUAAAACUAUGCAUUUGCAUUAACAUGUGAAAUCCUACAUUAUUUUUGCAAAUAAAGUUUAAGCGGCACAA
Alosa alosa (allis shad) is the source of this 1428-nucleotide messenger RNA. It is a transcript of the gene ing5b, whose product is annotated as inhibitor of growth family, member 5b. Lineage: Eukaryota; Metazoa; Chordata; Actinopteri; Clupeiformes; Clupeidae. Gene Ontology annotation, biological process: positive regulation of apoptotic signaling pathway; positive regulation of DNA-templated transcription. Gene Ontology annotation, cellular component: nucleus. Bases 65 to 778 code for a protein of 237 amino acids. Gene Ontology annotation, molecular function: chromatin binding. The record is from RefSeq and is a predicted model, not a curated record. The transcript has 8 exons.